Molecule: messenger RNA, 570 nt
Organism: Indicator indicator
Lineage: Eukaryota; Metazoa; Chordata; Aves; Piciformes; Indicatoridae
Gene: SPATA46
Product: spermatogenesis associated 46
Exons: 2
Coding region: 1-570 (189 amino acids)
Biological process (GO): fertilization
Cellular component (GO): nuclear membrane
Source: RefSeq, a predicted model, not a curated record
AUGCCCUGCAGCACCAGGACAAGCAGCCCAGAAGCUCCACGCCUCUUAAGCCCUGCCAGCCUGUCUGCCUGUGGCCCCGCAGAGGUGCCAGAGAGCGAGCUCCCUGCCCGUGCUGACAUCAUCUACCGGCCCUGGUUCUCACCCUACAGCUACUUCAUAAGCACCAAAGAAGCCACCCAGCAGUCCCUGAGCAGCCUUUCCUCCAGCCUGGCUGCCACCACCACCACCGCCCACCAAGAGCACGAGGAGCUCGAUGACCUCUCAGAGACUGUCUGCUCCUCUAGCUCCUCAGACAAGGCCCAGCCCCCCGAGAGGGAGAGGCUGGGCAGCAGCAGCAUCACCAUCCAGGACAUCCUGACCGCCUCCCAGCAGCAGCCCCUGCCCCAGCAGGGCUACAAGUGCGUGUGCUGCUGCCGCGUCUUCCCCAUGCUCUGGUCGGUGAAGACUCACAUCCAGAACAGCACCCAGGAGGGCUACAGCUGCAAGGUGUACUACCGCAGGCUGAAGGCGCUGCGGGAGAAGGAGCAGAGGGAGCAGGAGGCUGCAGCCUGCCCCGGGGCAUCCCUGUAG